Molecule: messenger RNA, 1725 nt
Organism: Quercus lobata
Lineage: Eukaryota; Viridiplantae; Streptophyta; Magnoliopsida; Fagales; Fagaceae
Gene: ATCSA-1
Product: Transducin/WD40 repeat-like superfamily protein
Exons: 9
Coding region: 138-1490 (450 amino acids)
Biological process (GO): proteasome-mediated ubiquitin-dependent protein catabolic process; transcription-coupled nucleotide-excision repair; protein polyubiquitination
Cellular component (GO): nucleotide-excision repair complex; Cul4A-RING E3 ubiquitin ligase complex
Molecular function (GO): protein binding
Source: RefSeq, a predicted model, not a curated record
GAUACUAACAGGUAAGAAACGUUGAAUUUUCAAAAGAAGAGAGAAAAGAGAAUUAGAAUAGAAAAAAAAAGAAAAAGAGAAAAAUUGUAUAGAAGAAAAAAAAAAGAGUGAAGAAGAAGAAGAAGGAUGCUUGGAGAAUGUGGAAGGAGAUCGGAGACAGAGAAAGGGGCAUACUUCGCCCAAAAUCCUUCACUACUCGCAUUAAGUCCAAUCGAAUUCGCACUCUCCAAAUUUCUAAUCACAAAGAUAUCGUCUCUCCUCACCGAGCCUCCAUCAACUCUCUUCAGGUUGAUUUGACAGAGGGACGAUAUUUGUUAUCUGGAGCGGCAGAUGCUUCAGCAGCUGUUUAUGAUGUUCAACGGGCCACGGAUUACGAGGCUGGGGGUCUCAUAGCAAAGCACAAGUGCCUAUUUGUUGUUGACAAGCAACAUGAACACGGGCAUAAAUAUGCCAUAUCCUCGGCCAUAUGGUAUCCUGUUGACACUGGCCUAUUCAUCACAGGUUCGCAUGAUCAUCACAUAAAUGUCUGGGAUACAAAUACCACACAGGUGGUGAUGAAUUUUAAAAUGCCUGGAAAGGUUUAUAGAACUGCCAUGUCCUCAUUGGCAACAACUCACAUGCUAAUUGCUGCUGGAACUGAAGAUGUUCAAGUUCGGCUUUGUGAUAUCGCUUCAGGGGCAUUCUCUCAUACACUAUCUGGUCACCGUGACGGGGUGAUGACGGUGGAGUGGUCAACUUCUAGUGAGUGGGUUUUGGUUACUGGAGGAUGUGAUGGUGCAAUACGGUUUUGGGACAUCAGACGUGCUGGAUGUUUUCUUGUUUUAGACCAGUCUCAUUCUCAGCUUGGGAGACGCCCAACUAUCCCUGAACACUCUGCCACUAAUAAGGCUUUAACAUCUAAGUCCCUAUCAUCUGGCCAAAAUUUGAAUGCAAAACCGCGGGCACAGCAAAGGAAGCUUGCUAAUGGGAAUGGUACAAAACAGUCACCCGUUGGUAGAAUGCCAGCUAAAGGAUCUUUGAGACAGAGAUUGCAUCCAGGGAUGUUGUCUAGUCUGGAUCGUGCCACUGCUCAUUAUGGUGCUGUUACAGGGUUAAAAGCAACCGAAGAUGGCAUGUAUCUUCUAAGUGCAGGUUCUGACUCAAGAUUAAGGUUGUGGGAUGUUGAAUCUGGUUGCAAUACACUUGUGAACUUUGAAACUGUGCGCCUACAAGCAGGCAAGCCAAUACAGUUGGCGACAUCUCAGGAUUCUGACCUUGUUUUUGUUCCAUGCAUGACAGCUGUGAAAGCAUUUGAUGUAUGGUCAGGCAAUACAUCCCAGACAUUUCGUGGACACUAUGAAUAUGUGAACUCGUGCUGGUUUAGUUCACAGGAACAGGAAUUAUACACAGGUGGAAAUGAUAAACAAAUUCUUGUAUGGUCACCAUCCAGGUUGAUUGCUGAUGAAAUGGAUGAAGGACCUGCUCAGGAUCGGGAUAACUGGAGUGAUUGACAUUUGCAGCUGAUGCAUUUCUGGCUUUUGAUCUUGACUUUUUGAAUCUCUCUGUCUAAUAUUAGCAUGACCUCUUAAGAGCCACUGUUGUCUGUUCCAUGUGUAUAUGCUCAAAUUGUUAAUUUUCAUAUUAUCUUUUGUUAUCAUAAGUUUUUUGGUUUAUCAGUAUGAUUUGCCACUGUUGUAACAUAGAUUUCUGUGCUGAUUUUAUAAUGAAUUUUUGAUUUUUUUUUUU